This is a messenger RNA of Dreissena polymorpha, 5382 nucleotides long. RefSeq lists its product as uncharacterized. The coding region runs from base 511 to 4968 and encodes 1485 amino acids. The record is from RefSeq and is a predicted model, not a curated record. The transcript is spliced from 8 exons. Lineage: Eukaryota; Metazoa; Mollusca; Bivalvia; Myida; Dreissenidae.
GUAAACAGUACGGUCCAAAGUAUUAUAUUAAAUGAUUUUAGCCAUCAGAUGGUGGGUGUAAUUUAAGGAAUAUAGAUUUCUACUGAAUAUUUAUAAUAGUGGAUCAAUAUGUCUACGUUUUCUCAGCAACUUAAGCUAAAGGUUCUGAUACAGUUAUAGACUUUUGUUGUUCGUCUUGUCUAGAGCACACAAUUGACCUAAGAGUUUAACUGCGAUAACUGUACAACAUUUUACUGUGCAAAAAGUUUUAGCCUGCAUGGUCAGUUGUUUGGGAAACAUGUCACAUAUGGAAGGAGGGACACAAAUAAAUGCCAGUGCCAAAUGAGUGGAGGAUUUAUUUUUCAUAAAAGUGGCCUUCGUGAAGACAGACGACUAGAACUGUGUUGUCAUGACCACUGUCUGCUGUGCUGCAAUACUUGUGUUGUCCUCAAUCACAGGUGACUCUGAACAAUUGAUUGUUUCUACGACAAAAGUUGACUCUAUGAAGACAAUUUUGUUGAUGUAAACAUUAUGGCGAGUUUAGCUGAUGUGUUUAAGGAGAAAGAACGGUCGAACUGGCUCAAGGCAUGGCUAGCAUUAGACAUUGCAAAGUCUGGCUUGGAACACUUAGCUGACAAUGAGGCUCAGAAUUUUCACCAGCACAUUUACAGCCAAGUAACAUCUAAUCUAAAGUCACAAUCAUAUACUUGCAACAGCUGUAACACAGAGAAUUUACUGAGACACCAACAGUGUCCAAUCAUGAUUUGUGAUAAAGUUUUCCAGGAAAUAAUUAAGGAACAUCGGUACAACAAAAAAUGUUCUUGGAAUAAUACAUCUGCGACAUUAUGGCAAACGAAUCAUUGGGAAAUAGCGAAAUGUUACAUCCAAACGGGUGGAUAUGCUGAAAAGAUAUCGAUUCAAGAUACCGAUUUCAACGGAGUCGUCAGUUUUAUGCUGAACUGCAAACGCUUUGAUAGCAAGUUUUCUUUUCCAAUAACACACGGAAAGCCAACCCAGAACAAACCUGCAUGCCUCCUGUAUAAGGCUCGUGAAGUCCAUAAAGCUGUGCGGCACUCUUCAAUAAUGAAAGUCACGGAUGUCGAUCUCCAAGACUAUUUCACAACAUUAAACGAUCUGCUGAAAGAUUCACGAUAUCUUAGUCAAGAUAACGUUGCCAAAAAUGCUGUGGUCAAAUUAGCCCAGUUGGAAAAAGACACAUUACUAUUGACUACAGCAGAGAUGAUGUGUUUCCUGGAUGCUGUUGAAACAACUUUGAAACAACACUUGAAAGAUGUUGCCAAAGACGUUGUUGACACAUCAGUGAAUGACCUCAGAGUAAACACAGGAUUGUGUAUUAAUAACAUUAAUUAUGUUCGGGACACAUGUAAGCAAGAGCUCUCAAAACAGGCAAAUAUACAUAAACAUGACAUCGAUGAACACGUCGACAGACAAAAACAAGUCAUUGAUGAUCACACCGGAAGACACAAACAGGGCAUAGAUGGACAUGCCAAUAGACACAAACAGGGAAUUGAUAAAUACGCCGAUAGACACAAACAAGGCAUGGAGGAACACGCCGAUAGACAAAAACAGGGCAUGGAUGAACACGCCAGUAGACACAAACAGGGAAUGGAUGAACACGCCAGUAGACACAAACAGGGCUUAGAUGCACACGCUGAUAGACACAAACAGGACAUAGAUGAAUACGCCAGUAGACACAAACAGAGCUUAGAUGAACAAGCAGAACAAUGCAUUAAGGACAUCCAAGAAAAGUUUAGAAAUACUAUUUUCACUGAAACAACCUACAAACAGUCCUGUAAAGAAAUGUUUGAAGCUUUGACAAAGUAUUACAGCAAACGUUUCUGUCAUGUUAAUAUCUUCCCAUUGGAUGACUGGGCUGAGGAAAAGCUACUUGAUAUUUAUAUGCCGCCGAAUAUCAAACUAAUGGCUAAGGAAAAAGGGGUUUUCAAGGAAACCUUUGAACAAAUUUCAACAUACAAAAAUAUGUUUUUAUCGUAUACCAAACCGAAUCAACAGAUAUUUAUUCAAGGAGAAGCAGGAUAUGGAAAAUCUACUUUUCUUGCAAAAUUGGUAAUGGACUGGUGUACUAUAACAUCAGAACAAUCAGCCGAGACGACGCUGCCAAUUGACGACAAGACCACUAGAUUAAGCUCUAAUACACAGAUGAGAUACUCUAAUCUCUUUGACGAUUUAUCGUCUCUGAAAGACUUCAAAUAUGUCUUCCAUGUAACAUUGAGAGAAUCAGUUAAUCAGUUUGACAUCGAAAAAAUGAUAAAUACACAGAUAGUUGACAGUAUAUACUCAUCAGAAGAAGAUCGCGAAAAGGCAUACAGACUACUAAAUGAGAUCAUGAAACGUGAACGUUGCUUGGUAUUACUGGAUGGUCUAGAUGAAUGGAUCGGUACAGGAGAUCAUCACAACCUUCCAACACUGGCAGACGUACACAGUCUUUGCGUUUUGUUGAUAACUACUCGACCUUGGAAGAUGACAGAAGCGAAAAUACUUGACUCGCAGAUUUGCAAACUGCUGCAACUUGAUGGAGUCAACAAAGUGUUUGAGGUGAGCAGAAAAAUCCUGGGUUGUAGGAAAGAUUUUAAGGGUAGACAAGAUUUAGACGAAAAACAAUCUGAGUUUGAAUCGUAUGUACGUAAAUUUGGCUUGAUAGAGCACUUGUACUCCCCAAUGAUGUUGUGUUUGAUUAUACACUCGUGGACCAAAGGAACUGAACUGAAAGGCUCUCUUUGUGAAAAAUACAGCCUCUUGCUGGAAUGUCUUUUCAAGAAGGCGAAUAUUGAAACGAGUGAAUUUCAAGAGCCGCCUUAUCGAUGUUUCACAGAGACCCAAAACAUACAACCCAAUAUUGAACACUUGAAUAGACUUGCUGAAGCGGCAUUUUAUUUGUUGUUUUCAGAUACACAGGAAAAAGCUCUGGUAUUCACCAUUACGGAACUAAAGAAAUUCAAUUUAGGUCAACUUGAUAAAGAGAACUUUGCACUGAAGUCCGGUAUUUUAUCAGUGACGCGCAAGGCAUCUGCAUUAAGAUCUUCUUCAUCAUUUUCAUUUAUUCAUAAGAGCAUUCAGGAAUUCCUGGCUGCUUAUCAUAUUGCAUGCAAUACCAAUGUGAUUGAUGACGUCAUUUCCGGAUACCUCAGCCGUCACAAGGAUGCAUAUCUUGACAUAUCCCAGGUGUUCAUCUUCCUCUGCGGACUGAACAUGUCGGCUGCAAAUAAGCUUUCUGGCAUGAUGGAUGAACACGAUGUUGGUUGUUUGCAACCAAUCAUUCACUCUGAGCUUCAAAAGGUCAUACUAGCAGGAUACAGAGAAGCUGUUGCCAAUCAGCAAAAGGAUAUUGUACUCAAACUCAGUGUGUACUAUUUAGACUUUGAUAACGACAUACGAGUCCUGCACACCAUAUGGACAAAUAACAAGUCCGAUGUUCUGUACAUGAAUAUAUAUGUUCCUGACAGAAAGAUUUCACGAACAAGAGGCGAGUCUGCGUCUCAUAUUGAGUUUGACCUGUCAUCGUGCAACAAGCUGCAAUCAUUGGAACUAAAUGGAAAAGGCAUUUUGUUUAGUGAAUUUGCAAGUACGUCAACGGCAGAAUAUCUGGUCGGGAUUGUUCUAAAAAGUGCAGAUCCAUCCCAGUGUGCAGAUCCUCCUCCAUUACUACCUUCUAUAAAAUACAUUGAAAUGAGCAAUGUCAAAUGUUCCUAUACCUGUCUACGUUGUCUGUUCUGCACGCUGCUGACUCUCGAUCACGCGUUGACGUUUGACCUGCAAUCGAUCUACAUUAAAUGUGCUGAGGCAGCAAAAAGAGAAAUAAGGGCAAUUGUACAUAAAGAUGUAAACAAUUCCUCCAUCGUAAAAACCAAAAAUGCCAAUCCCUAUCUGUUUAAGGCUCUGCAUGGCCUGAAUAUCAAAAGUCUGAGUCUGAGUAUUAUGGGGGGAGGUUUGAACGUGGAUCAUGAAGAAUCGCUGUCGCAGUCACUAUCAUCGCUCACACAGCUUGAAACGCUCAGUAUAGAAGUGAUGUAUGGCAGUCCCGGAUUGUGGAAGGCUCUGCAUGGUCUGAAUAUCCAGAGUCUGAGUCUGAGUCUGCGUUGUUUGUGGGGAGGUUAUUUUAACGUGGCUCAUGAAGAAUCGCUGUCGCAGUCACUACCAUCGCUCACACAGCUGGAAACGCUUAGUAUUCUAGAUGAAUGGAACAGUCCCGGAUUGUGGAAGGCUCUGUAUGGUCUGAAUGUCAAGAGUCUGAGUCUGAGUAUUAUGCAGGGAGGUUUGAACAAGGAUCAUGAAGAAUCGCUGUCGCAGUCACUAUCAUCGCUCACACAGCUGGAAACGCUUAGUAUUCUACAUGAAUGGAACAGUCCCGGAUUGUGGAAGGCUCUGCAUGGUCUGAAUAUUAAGAGUCUGAGUCUGAGUAUUAUGCAGGGAAGUUUGAACGUGGAUCAUGAAGAAUCGCUGUCGCAGUCACUAUCAUCGCUCACACAGCUGGAAACGCUUAGUAUUGGAGUGGGGUAUGACAGUCUCGGACUGUGGAAGGCUCUGCAUGGUCUGAAUAUCAAGAGUCUGAGUCUGAGUGGUACGUGUGGAGGUUUGAACGUGGAUCAUGACGAGUCGCUGUCGAAGUCACUAGCAUCACUCACACAACUGGAAACAGUUACACUGUAUGUGAAGAUAUAUAAACAGAUAGAGCUACCUCAAUCAUUGAAGUAUUUAAAUAUAUAUUGUGAUGUUUUUCUUCCAUCCAAAGUUCUUGAACUGGUGGACACACUGCCUACAUGUACACAGAAAGUUGAAAGUAAUUUGAAAUUGUGUUGUUCUUUAAAGUUCUUAAUUGUCGAUAACAUCCCACUUGAGGAAUACACUGCCAUCAAACAGGAACUGGAGAUGCGGAAAAAUGUUACUGUGGAGGGAUUCCAAAUAUCAGGCGGGACACUUGAAACCAAUUUUGUUAUUCAAUUCGAAUAAUUCAAGGUUUUGUCUUAAUGGCUAGACUCGUGCUUAGUCGUUUGAGAUAUCACUCAUGUUUAUCAACUAUGUAUUUAGGAAUUGUAUAUAGUGUAUAGUUGAAUCUUCAUUAGGUUAGUUUGUUGUCGUUUUUUUACCGAAAUAAGGCGUGAUAUUGAUAAAUCUGUUUCACUGCAACACAGCUUCACUAUUGAAGCAAAUCCACUUUUUAUUUUCGAUUUUGCCUCUGUUUUGAAUAAAUAUGACGAGCGUAUUGAGCGUAUUGACAAGGUUUUGGGCAACAAGCUGCACAGAUCUAAUAUCUGAAAUCAUAGUAAUUAUUUUUGAGAAUUGGUAUUGUUUAAUAAUACAUUUAAUCUUUUGACGUUUGUAUUUGCUCAAUGUUGCAAAUUAAAAUUUGAAAAAACACAACAA